Molecule: messenger RNA, 1218 nt
Organism: Rhagoletis pomonella (apple maggot)
Lineage: Eukaryota; Metazoa; Arthropoda; Insecta; Diptera; Tephritidae
Source: RefSeq, a predicted model, not a curated record
AUACCCGGUAAAAUUGAGGAAGUAAAUACCAAAAUGUUGGAUAAGAUAUUGUCGGAAAACGACCAUGUUGUCGUGUUCUUCUAUCGCGAGGGUGAUAAGCGCUCACAAAAGAUACUCAAUGAAUUGGAAAACAUUGAUGACGAAUGUGAGGAGAAGGACAUUGAUUUUAUCAAGACUUCCGAUCCGGAUGUGGACAAAGAAUAUGAUUUGGCUAGUUUGCCAGCAUUGGCAUUCUACAGACACAAAUUCAGAACAAUAUACGAUGGUGAUCUCAUGAAGGAGGAGGAAAUUCUGGAUUGGGUUAUCGAUCUGCAUGAGUCGACGGCUGAUGUUAUCGAAUCUGUGGAUCGCAAAACUUUGCAAGUGCUGAUCAAUGACGUCGAACACUUGGCGGUCUUUUUCUAUGACGAUAAAUGCGAAUCGUGUCCACAAAUCUUGGAGGAAUUGGAAACCAUAGACGAUGAUACGGACAAGCAGGGCAUACAAUUUGUCAAAUCGAACGAUGUGAAGUUGGCGCACGAAAUUGGUAUUUUCGCAUUCCCCGCCUUAGUUUACUACGAGACAGGCGUUCCAAUCAUGUAUGAUGAUGACGAAUGUUUCUAUGUUGGAUUGGGUCACGACGGCAGUGCGGCACGACGUGGCAAUAAUUACGCACCAAACGCUUACAAACCAUUCCAAUGUUGUCCCACUAAACUGGAAAAAUCAACCAAAGUACCUAAAAUGAGCGCACAACGUAUCGGCCAUAGCGACAGUGAUGCACCGGCGACGGGUAAACGCGGCGGCGCAGGUGGCAAUUUUCAAUUCGGGCCAGCAACCGGCACCAAAAGCGGCGCAGGCGUAGCCAGCAAAUCAACUAAGGGCGGUAAUAAGAAGGAUAAGGAGAACAAGAAACCAGCGAAGCGUGUCAUCGACGACGACGACGACGACGAUGAUGAUGAGGAUGAUGAUGAUGAUGACGACGACGACGACGACGACGAUGAUGACGACGUGCCAAUGGGCAAAGUCUCCUACACCAGUCCACGCAAAACAAAGAAAUCAACCGCCGGCGGCAACAACAAGCAAGUGUCUAACGAUAAGUCCUAUGGCAAUGGCAAAUCGACGAAGAAGGCUCAGGCUAAAGAUGGCGAUAAAUUGAAUGUGAAAACCGGCAUUAAUUAUUUGCAUAAACGACUAAAAAAUCUAUAUGAACUUUUUCAGGAUAUCUCUCUGUGGGAAUAA